Molecule: messenger RNA, 914 nt
Organism: Ilyonectria robusta
Lineage: Eukaryota; Fungi; Ascomycota; Sordariomycetes; Hypocreales; Nectriaceae
Exons: 3
Coding region: 276-761 (161 amino acids)
Molecular function (GO): sequence-specific DNA binding
Source: RefSeq, a predicted model, not a curated record
CGGAUGUGCAACUUCAAUUCACUCUCAGAUGCAAUACCAGUCGCUAUUGCCAGCGUCUUCACUGCUUCAUUGACAGACCCCACGACACGGAGCCAAGUUCGCUGUGUUAAUCCUGGACACAGGUGAUGCCAUGAAACCUUGGUCAACUCGGUCAAUUCUGUCAAAAAGCCUAGGACUAAAAGGGAAACGAGAGAGUCAGCCCCCCAUUUCUCACCGAUCGUCGACUCUCUUCCUUCCCUUGAUUGAAGCUAUUUCCAAGCCAUUCGUUUCGCACAAUGCCGCCUCCUCAAGAGACUGAUCCCAGGGCCCCCUCUUGGGCCUUGGCUGAAGAGAAGCAACGGAAAAAACCUGGUCCGAAGCCAAAGCCGCUCGGACUCCGUCCAUAUAAACCCACAAAGCCGAUUGUUCGUCGCGAACGCUCGUACUCACCGAAGAAGAAAGAGGAGGUCAUCAUGUGGUUAAUUCAUCACCGCGUUACGGUCAGGGGGGAGUAUCGUAGGCCAAACCCAAGGGAAGCUGGGGACCACUUUAAAAUUCCUUCAACUACCAUCAAUAACUGGAUGAAGGCCUACUUUAAGAACCAUCCGAAGCUAGAGAAGAUCUCCACCACAUGCUGGGGCCCUGUUCCUGUUGGCAAUGGGCAACCUACUCCGGAUCCAAGAGAGAAGCCCAAUUCUGCAAACGGUGCCGGGAUUGAGGAGAGACCGCAAGGAACAGAAAGGGCCAGUCGUGAAACCGGUACCGGAACCGAGAAGGCGUGAAUAGAGAGCAUGGGACGGGAAUGCAGGGCAGGAUAAAUGGGUCCAGGGACGAUCAACGGUAUUGGAAUAUAACAUGGAAGGCACAGCACAGAUUUUUAUCUAGGGGUAGACUAACUACAAUAAAUGGUUCACGGAACAAAUCGUCAAACUUGG